AUGACACAACAACUCCGACAACUUGCUGAUAGCCUAUUAGCAGCCAAGCCAGUUGCUUUUCUCUCAAAACAAGAGCACUCCCUAUUUGAAGUCGCUGCCGGAUGUCAGGACGUAUCGGCUGAACUCACUGAGCUGCUUGAUGAACUAAAAGCCAAAAACUCGAAAUCCAAGCGACAUCUUACUGGCUACCAUACGCAACAGCUAAGCCUAGAGCUCCUAAACUCAUUCAAAUCCGAAUCGCUAAAACGGCUCGAUAGGCUUAUCGUACACGGUCAAGCCAGCGGAGACGACUUACGGUCACUUAACAGGAACCUUGAAUCUUUGCGUCUCGGUAGCAAUGUUACGUGCCUUAGUCCAGAAGCGUUGGACCAGAUACGAUCGUUGCUUCGGCUUUCCGAUGACGCUGUCCUCAAAGUUCGACAGGCUCGUAUCAUAGAUGCUCUACGGUUUGAGUUGAUGAACGAGAGAUUUGAAGAUAUCGAGGAAGCGCAUAAAAAAACAUUCGACUGGAUUUUCGAAAACACAGAUACUCGUAGCGUCUCUAUUGAUAAUGGUAAAGGAACCGAUAACCCGAAACCGAUGCGAAGAAGCAAACCCAGCCGAGUCGUGGUAGUCCAUAAUAGUCACCGUGCGAGCCAGAGCGUCUACCUAAAGACCGGGCGGGCUAUCCCGAUUCGGAGAACUCAACGGGUUAUAACCAGGACGCCUCCUCGCAGCUACUACCCAACGCCGGGGUGGGUUUAUGCCGGUUCAGAGCACUCGGAUUAUACCUAUUCAGGGCGCUCGUAUUAUGCCGAUUCAGAGUACGCGGGUUGUGCCCAUUCAGAGUGCUCUAUGUCAACCUCAGAGUACUCCUGUACGACCAGAGGUUUUACGCGUGCCAUUGAAGACGUUGGCUCCGACGACGGUCCCUCACCGCCAACCGGAGAUGUAUCUGCGGAAUUAGUUGAGGAUCCACCACACAUACCGUCGGCGAUUGAUGACGAUACUGGCUAUGAUGAGGCCGAGGAUGAACACAGUAGGAACGAUGAUGAGGUGGAAGCGCGCCAUCAAUUAUGGGAUAGACUAUCCGAAGCUCGUGAUAGCUUUAUCGGUUGGUUGAAACAUGGGUCUGGCAUAUUUUAUAUUUCGGGAAAGCCAGGGUCGGGCAAGUCAACCUUAAUGAAGUACAUCGCGGGCGGAAAGACACUCGCCUUGGGCAAAUUCUUCUUCUGGAAGCCAGGUUCUCCUCUUCAAAAAAGCAUCAACGGACUCAUCCGAGCAUUAUUACACUGUCUCCUCUCAGAAUGUGCCAGUUUGAUCCCCCUCGUAUUUCCGGCACAGUGGGAAGCAUCUAUACACAGAGAAAAAAUCUAUGUGGAGAAUCAUGAGUGCCAGCCGGCAUUCGAAAGGCUUCUGAAUGCCAAACAGACUUAUGAAGGCUAUAAAUUCGCGUUCUUUUUAGAUGGACUUGAUGAAUUCGAGGGGGAUCACGCGAGUUUUCUUCGGAAGCUCCUUGCGUGGGCCAAUGCAACACAGAACGUAAAGCUCUGUGUAUCUAGUCGCGAAUGGCCUAUCUUUCAGAAUGCUCUGAAAGACUGUCCUACUUUUCGCUUACAGGACCUCACAACUUCUGACAUCAGGCGAGUCGGCGAGAACCGACUUCACGAAAUGUGUCUUGACGCUUUAGCCAGCGACGAUGAUUAUAGAAAACUGCAUCUAAACGUAGACAUAGUUAGUCAUCUAAUAGAAGAAAUUGUUCAGGAAUCAGAUGGUGUCUUCUUAUGGGUAUUGCCUAUUCUUCGCUACAUCGAGAAUGGGUUGGCGAAUGGCGAUCGGAUGAGCGACAUAAUGAAAGUUAUCUCGUCUCUUCCAACUGAGCUUGAACCUAUGCUACAACAAAUACUAGAACCUGUUCCACGUCAUAACCAACUAUUGGCCUAUAGCAUGCUCUCUCUAGCUCGUUGGUCUAGCCUAUAUGAUAUUCAAGUUUUUCUUACACAAUAUUCAUUCCUCGAGGAAUACACAGCGAACAGGGAUUUUGCCAUGGACCUACCCGUCAAAUUUUUCACAGCAAAAGAGAAUAGCGAGAGACUAGAAAGGGCUACGAAACGGGUGUAUGGUGUAUGCAAGGGGCUUAUUGAAUUACGCCGACCUCGCGACCGGUUCAAAGUUCUAGGAGGUGUGUUAGGAGAUGUAGUUCACCUUAUACAUCGAUCAGUCGCAGAGUUUCUAGAAAGCCAAUUUUUCCAACAGAGAAUCGCCAUGUGUUGGCCGGCCUCGAUCCCUUUGACGCAUAUUGCCAAACAUACCUGGCUCGACUAAAGAGCAUCUCUCUACCUAGAUGCUAUUUCCAGCCUACUUACAACCAGUCAUAUGAUGAAUUAACUCUCUGGGAGCCCAAUACGAUGAAUAUCCGCAAGAACUUUCGUCAGAUUUUUCACCACUC
Molecule: messenger RNA, 2428 nt
Organism: Hypoxylon trugodes
Lineage: Eukaryota; Fungi; Ascomycota; Sordariomycetes; Xylariales; Hypoxylaceae
Exons: 6
Coding region: 1-2304 (767 amino acids)
Source: RefSeq, a predicted model, not a curated record